GAAUUUAAAAAGGUUGGAAAUAAAUGAAAGUCAUUGUUCUAAAAUGGAUCAAAAAAUCAUCAAUUCCCUUAUAUUAACUCAAUCAAAUACUUUAACAAAUUUUAAGCUUAAUGGAGAAAUUAAAUUUAUUAAUUUAAUACAAUUAUUGGAAAAUUGUAAAAAUUUAAGAUCAAUUCAUAUUUAUAAAUUAAAUAAGUAUGGAGAUAUACCGAAAGAUAUUAAUGGUUUAAUUAAAUCAUCUACAUCUUCACUUGAAAAAUUUUGCCAUUGGAAUCCUCAUUCAUUUUUUCAAUAUCAAACAAAUAAUGCUGAUUAUGAAAUUACUUUAACUUUAAGAAUGAUUUCAAAAAAUUUAAAAAAAUUUGCUUGCAAUUAUAUUUGUGAUGAUAUUUCUAAUACAGUAAAAAAUUAUUGUAUUAAUUUAUCUCAUUUAUGUUUAUUUAUUACUUAUGAUACUUUUGAAAAAAUUUCUAAUUUAUUACCUUUUAUGAAAAAUUUAUAUUAUCUAUAUUUAGAAUCUUCCAAAGUAGAUAUUGUUUUACUUAAACCAAAUAUGUUACAAUCAUUAUCU
Messenger RNA from Rhizophagus irregularis DAOM 181602=DAOM 197198, 571 nucleotides. NCBI's taxonomy places the organism in Eukaryota, Fungi, Glomeromycota, Glomeromycetes, Glomerales, Glomeraceae. The record is from RefSeq and is a predicted model, not a curated record.